AUGCCGCGAAACCGAGGCUCGGCGGUCGCGUCGACGCCACCUCGCGUCUCGACCGCGCAAUCCACCCUAACCGUCAGUAGACGCGAUAGACGAGGACACGCCAACGGCAAACCGAGCGAGCGCAAGCUCCAGCUCCCCGGAUGGGUCUCCCUCCCGAACUCCGCCGUAGCGUCGUGCGUGAGCGUCUUGGUGACGAACCCGAUGGACCGAGCGAAGACGUUGAUGCAACUCCCGGGAUCGGCGAAGACGUGGGGGAAGAGCAUGCGCGAGGUCGUGAAGAAUAUGGUGCAAAAGGAGGGCGCGCUCAGAGGGCCGUACAGAGGUUUACCGGUGGCGAUGGCGAGGGAGAGCUCGAAGAAUGUGUUUCGUAUCGGGCUGUUCGCGCCGAUUUUGAUGGCGAUACACGAGAACGAUGACGCGCCGGCGCCGGCGUGGAAGCGGUUCGCGGCGGGGUGCAUGAGCGGGGCGGUCGGGGCGGUGUCGAGCAAUCCAUUUGAUUUGAUAAAGACGCGCAUGCAGGUGCCGGCGGCUAUGUGCGAGUACGAGAACGGGUUUGCAGCGUUUAAGAAGAUUUGCGCGAAAGAGGGGUGGAAGACGCUGUAUAAGGGCGUGUGGGCGAGCGUGAUGCGGGACAUGCUCGGCUCGAGCGUGAAUUUAACGGUGCAGUCUAUUGCGAGCGAGGCGCUGGUGCGAAACAUGAUUCUGAGCCCGGGUUCGCCCGUGCUCGGGGCGGUUAGCGGCGUGCUCAGCGCCGCGGCAUCGGUGGCGGUGAUGCAACCGAUCGAUACGUCGCGAGCGUACGUCUAUCUCAAGCCGCACAUACACAAGAACGUGAUGAGAGCAUUUAGGUACAUAGUUAUCCGCGAAGGUCCGCUCGCGCUUUACAAAGGUUCAGGAGCACACUUUCUUCGAACGGCUCCGCACUACGCCGCCAUGUUUGCACUUUUGGAGCUCAUAACGGGUAGCGAAAGGAACAUGUUACUCAAGCGCAACAAGUCUGUGCUCGAGAAGGUUCACAUGUUCGACGCCUUGUCUGAGGAGAAGAAGGCUCGAUUGGCGUGCAUGGUGGAAACAAAACAUUUCAAGGCUGGUGAAACCAUCGUCAGUGCCGGCGACAAUUCGCCUGGGGAGAUGUACAUCAUGACACAUGGUUCAGUCAAGGUUGCGGACGCGAAGAACGGCAACAAGUCUGAUUACGAAGGACACGAUGUUAUUCAUCGCGGAGGCUACUUUGGCGAAACUUUCAUGGUCACCUCGGGUCCAAGCCAAGAGAACGUGACCGCCGUUAACGACGUUAGUUUGAUGGCCGUGCCACGAGAAGCGUUUGAAUCUUGUCUCGCGGAGGACGAUGCGUCCAUCGCGCUCUUUGACGACGGUUUGACGGAUCCUGCAAAGGAGAUCGGAAUGGCGUGGCGACGCUUGCGAUACGAACGUACCUUGGCAAAUAUUCCUGUGUUCAAGGAUCUCGGUUCUUACGAGCGCGCCAUGGUGGUGAAACAAUCAAAGCGCUAUAGUUACAAACCUGGGCAGAAAGUCAUCCGCCGUGGCGAGCAAGCGGACAAGUUUUACAUUGUCCUCAAAGGUUCGGCGGUUUCUACCAAGUCAGACAGCGAUGUCGAUCGCAUCGCUGCUGGGAGCAAGCUUUCCGAAGAUCGCAUCCUUCGACACUUCGGCCCCGGUCAUUAUUUUGGUGAGCUCGCUCUGCUCACCGGCCAGCCGCGUUUGGCCACCGUUGUCGCGGACGAACCCUUGGACGUUCUCGCCAUCGAUAAAGAUGUCCUUAAGUCCUUGCGCUCAUCCAUCCCGACUCUCGAGGACGCAAUCAUUCGCAACCUUCGCAGAUUUGAUCACAUGGACUCUUUCACGACCAUGUCCAUCGCGUAA
Ostreococcus tauri is the source of this 1884-nucleotide messenger RNA. RefSeq names its product RmlC-like jelly roll fold. The record is from RefSeq and is a predicted model, not a curated record. Lineage: Eukaryota; Viridiplantae; Chlorophyta; Mamiellophyceae; Mamiellales; Bathycoccaceae. The transcript has a single exon. The coding region runs from base 1 to 1884 and encodes 627 amino acids.